Messenger RNA from Lycium barbarum (goji berry), 666 nucleotides. RefSeq lists its product as uncharacterized. Bases 1 to 666 code for a protein of 221 amino acids. The record is from RefSeq and is a predicted model, not a curated record. Lineage: Eukaryota; Viridiplantae; Streptophyta; Magnoliopsida; Solanales; Solanaceae. The transcript has 2 exons.
AUGCCAAAGUGGAGUUCUGCAUUGAAUCACCUUGCUUAUGCAGAUGAUACCAUCAUAUUCUCAUCUGCAGAGAGUAAUUCUUUGCAACUGAUCAUGGAUACUCUUCAAGAUUAUGAAAGAAUAGCUGGACAGUUGAUAAAUAAGAGGAAAAGUUCUUUCUAUAUGUUCAACAAGGUAUCAAAUCAGCUGAUUCAACAGGUGGAAGCAGUAACAGGAUUUGUCAGAGGUCAAUUCCCUUUUACGUAUCUUGGUUGUCCAAUUACUCAUGCAAGGAAGAGAAAAGUUGAUUAUACUAAUCUGUUAAAGAAAGUCAAGGACAAGUUGCAAACAUGGAAAGGGAAAAUGUUGUCUUAUGGUGGAAAAGUAGUAUUAAUCACUAGUGUUCUCCAAACCAUUCCAAUCUAUAUACUAUCUGCUAUCAGGCCACAAAAAUGUGUUAUAAAAGAGCUGCAUAAGAUCUUUGCAAAGUUCUUUUGGAAUAAUAAGGAAGAAGGGAGAAACAGACACUGGUCAUCACGGCUUAAUAUGUGCUUACCUAAACAUGAAGGAGGGUUGGGGUUCAGCUGGCCAGUCAAUGAUCAGGUUGAAGAUGUGGCUGAAUUAAUGUCAAAUGGCACCUGGAAUGUCCAAAAACUCCUGCAGUUAUUCCCUGAAGAUAUUGUGUAG